AAAGUCCCUGUUUGUAAAACUUUUCUUUAUCCUGAAGCUAACAUGGUGAUGAACCUCUGGAAAGUUAGUCUUCCAGCAAGAGAAAAGUGUAUUUCAUCUUGGGGUUCAUAUUUAUAGCUUUUUCAGAAUAGUGUAGGAUCUGCCAAAAGCUUGUAUUCUACUGGCACAUCAUUCUGGAAUCCAUCAUCACACCUAUUCCAUACCACUGAACUCCAGAAUUCUAGAGGCCGUUGCCUGAAUUCAGAUAAAUGCUUCUUCCUUUCCUUCCUCUGCCUCUUCCUUCCCUGGCCUCCUUCAAGAUUCAGAUCAAAUCCUACCUUGUGCAAGUGCCAGGUGCUACACCUGUGGGCUUUAUCUCCUUCUAUUGAGUUUCAAUGUGCAUCUGGACAUGGACCAGCUGUGUUCCCCAAAGAGAGUCACAACCCAGAAGAGAUGAAAUCAAGAUGUUAUUUAUUAGAGGCUCUUUCCUCUAUCUUCUUCUCCUCUACAAUCUUUGGUCCCUCCUUAUAUCCCCCUUUUCACACCAACCUCAAGGAAGUAAGCUUAUGCUGACAUGGGUGAUUCAGGAAAGGUCAGAGACCCCAGCAAGGGAUUUUAUGUUGAUGUGGCUGAGUCACGGAACUCACAUCCUGAUGACAGAGCACUUUUCGGGCCAAGAAUGUUUUUUGGGUCACUGUGACUUGCUCUUUGACCUGAGCUAUUGUCAGCAAUCUUUGCAAGCCCCAGGGUCUUAUGUUUGUCGGGGGAACUACAAAGUAAUCUCCAAGCCAGCACAGAUUUCCUGCCUGGGCCCAAGACCCCUGGACUUUGUGUCAGCACAAACUUCUUGCCCGCCCUCUUGGCUCCAACAUGCAAGAAGCCUUUCCUGGUCACCCCUACUGUUAAUGUCCUUCCUCUGAUAAUGCCCUUAUAUGUCUUCUAUGUAUAUAGUCAUAUAUAUUUGAUUUCCUCCAUUAGAAUGACAGAUCCUCCAGUGCAAACAUCCAACUUUUUGCUUUUCUUUGUAAACGUGCUCAGCUUAAUAAGAUUUGUUGACUGAGUGACUAAAGUGGCUCUUGGAAAGGGCACUGUGAGAGAGCCACUGAUGAAAAAGCAGGAUCAGUGAAUUUAGUUUAAGCAUAUUAAUAAUGAAUCAAUCAACAGUUAUUAAAGCACCUACUAAAUCAGACAGUGUGCUAAGUGUUGGGAAUAUAAAAAGAGGCAAAAGACAGUCUUUGCCCAAGUCAAUCACCUCCAGUCUUCCUCCAAUGGAACCUUUCUAAGUAAGGAUAGGGCAGAGGUUUGAUUUCAAUCAAUUGAUAAAUAUUUAUUAAUCGCUUACUAUGUGGCAGGCACUGUACUAAGCCUGAGAAUACAAAGAGGCAAAAGAUAGUCACCUGCAGAAGUUGUGUCUCUAAUGGGACUUCUACAGAGGAUGGAUUUCCACCUGUCUUCAUGCAUUAGCAACCACCUUUUCAAGAAAACCUUUAAAAAUGGCACCCAAUUCAACCCUACCUUUCUCCUCCGUUUCAGUCUUUGAGUUUCUUUUUAUGGGAGCCUAUUUCCCUCAAAACUCUACCUCCAAAAUUUCUUUGGUCUCCUCGAAAAACAAAAAUUUGGUCGUAACCUCGGUUGGUUGCCAAUACCCAGAACCCGUGGAGUGUAAAAAACCAAAAAAAUCAAAACCCAAAAAUCCUUUAAAACCCUGCGGGAGGGGGAGGAGGAGGGGAAGGGGAAAGGAAAGGGGAAGGGAAAGGGGGAGGUUCAGGUCAGAGAACUUGGGGUGGUUCGGAAGUGGCGGGAUCCUCGCGCUAGGUGGGGAGAUGGAUCGGGGGGAGGGGAGGGGGAAGGAGCAUUAAGGCCCCUCGCCCUCCGUCGGCCUCGCCCCCAAGGUUAAGUUGAAGGUCUCCAGGGUCGGUCCGGAGACCCGGCUCAGACUUUCAGAUCUCUGUGGCCGCCGCGGCUGGCGGAAUUGUGCAAACGAGGAGCACUUGUUUCCGCUGGGUGUGGGCUCUGCGCGGGCUGUCACUGUCCGGGGACGAGGAAUAGACCUCGCCGCAGCCGCCGCCGCCGCCACCACCCCCCUCCCGUCUGCGCGGCAGAGAGGAGGAGGAGGAAGAGGAGGAGGAGGAAGGGGAGCAGCCAUGUCGCUAUUGUCUCCAAUCCUCCCGGCCCUCAAGGUCUAUUAUUUGGCCGUUAUCGUGAUCCUGUCGCAGCUCUAUCAGCGCUACCGCUACGGCUUCUCUUUACCAGCUUUUUCUUCACAACAUGGAAAUGUUGCUAUAGUGACUGGAGGGCUCUGUGGAAUUGGCUUUUCUACUGCAAAGCAUUUGGCAAAACUUGGCAUGCACGUCAUAAUAGCUGGAAAUAAAGAGAGAGAAGGCCAAGAAGCUGUAAAACAAAUAAAGGAAGAAACUUUGAACUCCAAAGUGGAAUUUUUAUUCUGUGACCUGGCUUCCAUGAAGUCCAUUCGGCAGUUUGUUAAGGAAUUCAAGAAAAAGAAUUAUCCUCUUCAUGUGCUAAUCAACAAUGCUGGAGUUAUGAUGAUUCCUCAGAGAAAGACUACAGAUGGAUUUGAGGAACAAUUUGGUGUGAACUAUUUGGGGCACUUCUUGUUGACAAAUCUUCUCUUGGAUAUCCUCAAGCAGACAGGCUCUUCAAGCCAUAAUGCAAGAAUCCUAACAGUGUCAUCAGGCACCCAUUAUGUAGGAGAACUGAAUAUGGAUGAUUUACAAAGCAGGCAUUGUUACUCACCUUGUGGAGCCUAUGCCCAAAGCAAGCUUGCCCUGGUACUUUUUUCCUAUCAACUACAGCGGCUCCUGGCAGCUGAAGGAAGUCAUGUGACUGCCAAUGUAGUAGACCCUGGAGUCGUGAACACUGAUCUCUACAAGCAUGUAUUUUGGCUUACAAAGCUGGUCAAGAGUUUGACCUCCUGGCUGUUGUUCAAGACUCCAGAUGAAGGAGCAAUCACAUCCAUCUAUGCAGCAGUUGCACCAGAGUUAGAAGGAGUUGGUGGCUGUUAUCUUUAUCAUGAGAAAAUCAUUAAAUCUUCUGAUGUAACUUAUGAUGAAGACCUUCAGAGGAAACUCUGGGCAGAAAGUUGCAAGAUGGUCGGAAUACAUAAUAUGAUCAACAAAGUCAUCUCAACCUAAUUGCCUCCUAUGUGGAAUCUCGUGAAUCUCCAUAAAUCUCAAACAAGGUGUAUGCUGAGCCUGUAAAAUUGUAUUUUUCAUAUGAAACUUGUGGCUUUGGCUUAAAAAAUUAAUGAGUGCUGAUCUGCCAGUAAUUCCCUUGAUGUUCUGAAUUUUCAAUGGAUUUGUAAUUUUGUCAACGUGGCUACAACCAAUCCGUCCCUCCCUGCCCAUCCUGUACAAUCCUUGUCAGUGUUCUCCAAUAAAUUUGCAAAUCUACCAAACGGUCCAGGUUAAGGGGAGAGAGGGAAACAAUCCAUCCAAAGUGCUAGGUGCCUUCCUCUAAUUCUUUUGCCAGUGCAUGAAAACCAGAAUGGGGAAAAGAAUCCUCACACAGAACUGAGUAGGCUCUGAUACCCAAGCCAAUAAUAUGUUUUGUAUUCAUAAUGUUUCUAGUUGUGAUUAAAUAAUCUGUGAUAAUAAAUCUCUGGUAUAGGUAUGUAGUUUAUUUUUCUUUUGGUCACCUCGAAGGAAAAGAGAUUGAUUUGCCUUAUGAAUAAAAGGCUCAUACUGAAGUGGUUGAUGUGAACAUCUCUUUAAGAUGCUUUUUAAUAAGACAGACCUUAUUUGACUGUUAGAAUGCAUCAAAUUUUUAUUAGUAUCUUAUGUUUUGUUUUAGUUUUCUUGACUCAAAUAAUAAUAUGACUUACUGUACUUGUAGGCAUGACUUUUGACUGGAUACACACAAUUCCCAUUGGUUGUGGUUUCCUACACUACAGAGCUCCAUCAGACCAAUUCCUUAAUGUUGCUUUAGUGAAGAAUGACACCAAAGAUUUCACUGGGUUCUCCUAGCUACAAAGAUCACAGUGCAGCCAUCAUAGUAGUAGGUUGUUACUGAGAAUUGGUGUUCUCAAUUUAGAACACUCUUUUAGGAAAUACAUCUCUUUCUUUUUUCUCUUUUUAAAAUUAGCAAUCAUUUAUUUUUCUUUUUCUUCCAUUUUACCCACACCCACUGGAAAAAAGAAAGGAAAGGAGAAGAAACCAAGGAAAUAAAAAGGGGAAAGGGAGGAAAGAGAGAGAAAAAAAAGACAGGAAGAAAAGAGAAGGGGUAAUAAAGGAAGAAAUGUAUUUCCUUCUUACCUCUACCUCUUAGAAUCCCUUAGUGCUCUUCAAAACUCAGACUUCUACAUGAAGCCUUUUCUGCUCCCCAGAUAUUUGUGCAACCUUGGGGGAAAAAAAAAACACCUUGUAUCUCUUUUGUGUAUAAUUUAUAUAUACUUUAUGCAUUUUGUCAAUAUGACAGUGACAAUGCUAUUUAAAUUUACGAAUUCAUUGAAAUAAUAAUCAGAUUACCAAAAGAAUAUUUUUAGAGCUUUUUAGUCUAACAUUUCACACUAAAUACCAAGAAAAAUGUCUGUUCUGCUUCUUUCUCUAACCUCAGUCUUUUGAAUUUACUCCCAUUUCUGUCUCUGCAAUUAAUCCAAAGUUCAUUUCUUUACCACAUAAUUUGUAGGCUUGAAAUAAUCAUACCUCUGAAGUGGAGAGCAGGUCUCCCCAUAUCAUAUUUUUUGCAUACUUCCAGAAGUAUAUUCACUAGCAAAAAUCUUACAUGAACUGAUACUGAUGGAAGUGAGCAAAACCUGGAGAACAUAGAAACAGCAACAUUAUGUGAUGAUCCGGACUUACCUCUUCUCAGCAAUAUAACAAUUCAUGUGGUUUGGUAGCAAACCAGAGCAUACCAUAUAUUCUUUGUUCAUGGGAUUCUCAUUGUACAGCCCCAUUACAUGCAAGUGGUGAAGAAGUUCUCCUUCAACCCCACUCCCACUCUCAACUCUCAUAAUGAUGACUAUAUUUCAUGUAGCUGACUACUAAAAUCAUGGAAUAAUCAAUUUUUCAACUUUUUGGGCAUUUAUAUUGUACCUAUUAAGACAUAUUCAGCACAGUUUUGAUUGUCUGAAGAUGUAGUAGACAAAAGUUUUCAUACCAAUGCAACUUUGACCAUCACUAUAGUGCCCAUUGGAAUGCUUUUGUCUCAGACAUCUCAGUACAUAUCCAUCUUUGCACACUCUAUCUGGAGCCAGGUGACUCUCUCUUAAUCAUUCAACUACUGGUUAUGUUCUUUUCUUUUUUUUGCUAAGGCACUUGGGGUUAAGUGACUUGUCCAAGAUCACACAGCUAGGAAGUGUUAAGGUCUGAAACCAGAUUUGAACUCAGGUCAUCCUGACUUUAGGGCUUGUGCUCUAUCCAUUGAGCCACUUAGCUGCCCCUCAUUAUAUAUUUUCUAACUAUAUAACAGUCACAUCACAGGAUUGAUUAGAUGCUAAAUGAGGCUAAGGGUGUUCUGAGUUGCAAAGAUAACUGGCAUCAUAGUCCCAUAUAUGGUUCAAAUUAAUUUAAGGAAUAUAGAAACUGCUCUGUAAUGAUAAAUAAAGAAGCCCAUAGGAAGCUGAGUCCUGCAGCACUUUUUUUGAGCAUGUGGGGGGAUAUUAAAUAUCAGUUAACAUCCAGUUGUCUGAAUCUCUUUCCUGCCCCUAGUAACAUCAAUCAGCACCAAUCCACAGUUCUUACUCUUCCCUUCCUUCCUGAAUGCUUGGUCCUUCUAAAUCUUGAUAAGAACUUUAUAAAAAUCCAUUAAACUUUAUUCUUUGGUAAUAGAGUGUCCCAUCCCCAUUAAAGUCACAACGUAUCCAUCAAGGAGCCCAGCAAAGUGCCCAAUUCCACCAGAGAUCCCAGCAAACCUGAUCUAUUUUUAUUAUUCUCCCUAACUGUCUUUCAUUUUGUGAAUAUCUUCCUUCAAUAAAUCUGGCUUGCUUUAA
Molecule: messenger RNA, 5926 nt
Organism: Antechinus flavipes (yellow-footed antechinus)
Lineage: Eukaryota; Metazoa; Chordata; Mammalia; Dasyuromorphia; Dasyuridae
Gene: DHRSX
Product: dehydrogenase/reductase X-linked
Exons: 7
Coding region: 2124-3131 (335 amino acids)
Molecular function (GO): oxidoreductase activity
Source: RefSeq, a predicted model, not a curated record